This is a messenger RNA of Cinara cedri, 11188 nucleotides long. Lineage: Eukaryota; Metazoa; Arthropoda; Insecta; Hemiptera; Aphididae. The record is from the annotation of a GenBank genome assembly.
AUGGAAAAAAAAUCUGCGAUGGAACCCGACGUUGAAUACGAACGCGUGAGUGGAGUACUUAUUAUUUUUUUUUAUAUAUAAUAAUAUAUUAUACAGGAUGAUCAGAAUUUUAUAUUACAGUAGUUUUCUCCUAAACAUGUACAAAAUAGAAAAUAAUGUACAAUGGAACAUGUUUAAUAAAUAGUGUAAUCUAAAAUUAUACGAGGGCUUAAAAUUUGUAUAUGUCGUUUGGGAGGGGGGAGAUUUCGGCACAGUACGGCGCGCGGCGUUAAAAUAGUGUCGCUAUAAUAAUAAAACUAAUUGCUGUAACAUUAAAUUCUGAUCACACUAUAUAUAUUUUUUACAUCUUUAUCCGUUCAACAACGGAAUCCGGCUACCAACUUUUAUUCUUGUCCUCCGCGUCUCUCAAUUCCAUCACAAUUUCCUCGUCUACACUCCAUCUAUGGAUUAACGCUAGUAAUAUCUAUGCACGUUUUUUUUUUACUUCGGUCACGUUUGUCUCACCCUAUAUCUUAUUAUUGACCACCCACGGUCUUAAAAGAUAAGGAUGGGACACUGGCUAUGUCUUCUGGCUUAUUUAUAGUGCCAAUUUUAGUUCACUUUUUUUAGAGAGCCUCUCAAACAUCUAAAAUUACAAAAUAUAUACAGGUUGGUUUUAAAAUUAAACAUUUUUUAGAUUUUAUGUUUGUAGCUAUAUAUCAAUAACAUAGUUCAUUAUAAUUAGUAUUAAUUAUGAUUAUAGUAUUUCAACCUAGCUCCAAAACGCACAAAGUUUACGCAUGUCACGCUAUUCAAACAACAAAUUAAAUAGGUACUAAAAUUGCCUCUUUAAACGGCCAUAUUUGAUCAUAGCUCACUGUUCCAACCUUAUAUUCUUAUACCGUGUUCUAGACUAUCAUCUUAUCAGUUUCUCCGUUUUCACAAAAUGCGUGUAUACAAUUUCGUAUGUAUUAAACAAUAUCAGUAAAGCUCAAUCGUAUUUAUAAAUGGCUUUUCGCAGAUUCUCGAGUUCAGCCCAGAUCCACCGCUUGAGGAUACCCUGGGAAAUCUGUGGAUAGCUGUCCGGAAGCUCGGACAAGAAUGCGUGAGAUAUGUUGGCGACAGAACGCGCAUGGUGGACGUUUGCCGCCAGCUAAUACCCAUAAUCAAACAGUCCAUCAUUUCGGAGAGAAUGAAGACGGAAAAACUGGAGCAGGUUUGUGUACUAGUGUACUACAGUGUUAUCGUCUAAAUGCUAAUAUUUUCUGUCAAUAUUCAUUUUUUUUUUUUCAAUCGAGGUUCGUGCGAGGGAAACACAUAUGUAAAGAAAAAUUAAAUUAUUAUUAUCAUCUCUUAAUUAUUGAAAAAAAAAUAACUUUAUUUCAUUACCUUUUAAAAUUGUUUAGAAACUCAAACUUCAUUACUAAAAAACUAUUAAUAGGAUAUAAAUGUAUAUCACAUUACAAUGUUUAGAAUACCUAAUAUAUUUUACGAAAUGGCUAUUUUCAAAUUUUUAAAAAGUGGAAAAAUAAAAAGUUAUUUUUUUCAGCGAUUAAGGGAUGGAAAUACAAAUUUAAUUUUUUUCUGCAUAUUUCUCCCCCUCACACAAAACUCAAUUGAAAAAAAAAACGAAAAUUGACAGAGUUAUAAGCAUAAGGAUAACACUGUAGGACUUCCUGUGUAGGAUGAUUUUGUUUUUAUGUCUGGUUACUUUUUUGGUCCUCAAACCGUUCUCACCAUACAUAUUUUAAAAUAUGCAGAUUUAUAUCGAUACAAAUUAACACACCAUAGUUUCAGAUUAAACUAUUGGGUUUUUUUUAAAUUUUUUAUGCUUUCUUUUAUAAAUAGAAAAAAUACUACUUUAAUUACUUUGUCAAACUAGUUAUACAAGCUCUACUCAGUAUCGUUCUAUGGUCUAUACACAUUUUUUUUUCUUUUUAACAACCUCAAAAUCUCCAUACUUGUACGUGAAAUGGUGUGUGAAUAUCUAUGCAGCAACUGAUCUCUGCGCACAGCACUCUGGACGCGUCUAAUCUUCGGGAACAAAUUAUACAAGAGUCCAACGACAAUCUAUUAGCACAGAUAAAGACGUUGAAAAAUGAAUUGGACGAAAAGACCAAACAAAUGGAAGAGGAAGGCUUGUGAGUUGACUAACCUAUCAUUUCUUUUACGGAUUUCUAUGUAUUAAUACCGUCUAUACAUUACAUAGGUUUUCUUCAAUGGGCCAAGGAGAUACGAGUCAAAUUGAGUUGACGAGAACAAAGCGAGAGCUGACGAGAGCAGAUGCCGAAAAUAAGCGGCUAGACAGUCUUUGCGAAUCGUUGAAAAAAGAGCUGGAUGCCGCCGAGUAUAACGUCCGGGAUCUCGAAGCCGAUUUGGCGGUGAGAUUUAAUAUUUAGAUUAUUAGGCUCACGGUUUAUGGAUUAUGUUAUUAUAUUAUUUUAUAGGCUCAGAGCAAUAACCUAGUGAAAGAAUUAAAAACCAUGGAAAAACUAGAAGACCGUAUAAAAAUCGAUCACGAGCAAAUGGAAAAAUUGAAAUCUGAACUAUUUUCCGUUAAGAAUAAUUUCAAAAAGGCCGAAAUCGUUACGGAAAAACUCAAUGAAACAUUGAAAGAUCUUAGAGUAAUAUACAUUACACGUUAUUAUAUAAACAUCGUUUAUUGUGUGAAUCGUAUAAAUUAUAAUACUAAAAAGAAGGAUUUUUUGUUGUUUGGAUUAUAGAUCACAAAUAAUAAUUUGAAUGCAAAGAAUUCAUCAUACGAAAAACAAAUAAAGAAACUAAACAGAGAAUUGAAAAUUAAGACCGAAUUAAGAGCUGACAACGUGCAAGAAAUAAAUAGACUGCAAGAUAAAAUAAAUGUACGUAAAUCGAAUUAAUAUUUAUGCACGCACGAAGUUGUUGUCAUCAUAAAGUCGGUUAUUUAACCUGUUAUUUUCUGUAUUAUUAAUUUAAAUCAUAAUUAUUAGUUUCAAGAAGAUGAACUACUCAGAGUUCAAUCCGAACUGACACGUUUGAUUGCAACUCACGAGACCACAGUCAGAAAGCGACAAGAAGUCACGGAAGAAAUGGAAAAAAUGUCGGAAAGAAAAAAUAAUGCCGAGAACAACAUAGCUACUUUGGAACGAAAUUUAAAUACGUCGCAGGAAGAAAAUAUAAGACUUAAAAGUUUAUUGGAGUUAUCGGCAAGAGAAAAGAAGUUACUGGAAAAAAACAUGACCAAAGUUAACGGUAUUUAUAAAUACAAAUUAUUUUUAAUAUUAUUUUUUUUAAAUAUUGUGUUUCGACAAUAUUCUCUAUUCAUAUUUACAGAACAGAUAAUGACGUACAUUGAAAAAAUGAAUUUAAAAGAGUCGGCAUUUCGAAUUUUAGAAGUGGAAUUUACCGACGCACAAAAAUAUAUCGAUAAAUUAAAUCGGGAGAAACUUGCAUUAGACAAAACCAAGGAAAAGUAAAAACAUCAAAACUAAAUUAUCAUAUAUUUUAAUUGUCGAUUAACUGAAUAUACCAUGCCCGUGUACAGAUUGCACCAAGAAAUUUCAACAUUAAAACGCCAAAUUCACGAAGACUCGGCAAAUUUGAAUCGUAAAGACGUAGAAAUACAAGAAUUAAAAAAAGAGGUCAACAGUUGGAGCGACAAGUUAAAAGAUCAAGACCAUGACUUAAAUACGAUUAAAACCGAAAGAAAUUUAUUUUUCAAAAAUCUAGCAGAGACCAAAGUCUGUGUUACGAUAUCUUAUUAACGAAGUGUUAAUUAAUAUUAUUUCGUUCUGUAUAUUAUUUAGGACGAAAUGGACGAAAUGAAAAAUAAGAUAAAAAUGAUAUCGCAACAACUCGAACAACAAAAAGAUUACGUCGCGUAUAAAGAAAUGCAAUUAACAAAGAACGAUGCAGGUAUAUAUAAUUAUGUUAUAUAAAAGCAGAAAAACGUAACAAUUAUCAAUAAUAAUAUUAUUGAUCGUUUAAUAUUCUCGGUGCUGCAGUUUUAAAACAAACCGAAAAAGAAUUACAAAAAUGUCAACAAGAAAUCGAUAAAUACGAGACCAAAGUUGAAGAAACGUCCAAUUUAUUAAAGAAGAAAAAUGAAGACAAAAAGUCCAUGAUUACAACGUUCAAAAUAUUGCAAAAAAAAAUAGAAAAACUUCAGAAACAAAAUCACGAAGUGAGUAAAAAAUAUUUUUUUUUCUUAAAACAGUAUCUCGAACGAGCUCCAAGGAAAAUAACCCGUUGAAAAAUAUUUAGUAUAAUAUAGCAAAGUAAUCGCAUUUUUUUUUUCUCAACUCCUCAACAUCUUCAACUUAUGAACGUUAUAAACAUGUUAACGCGUUAAUAUUACUACGGUUUACAUUUCACAUGUCACAGGCGAACGAAGCUAAAAAUAAACUCAUAAAUCAAAUAAAUAUACGAAACGAAGAGCUAUUGAAACAAAAAGAUACUAACGACAUAUUAAGGACAACACUGGGCAAAGGAGAAACAGAAUACAAUAAAAGGAUCGACGAUAUUCGGUUGCUAAAGUUGGAAGUAAAACGUUUAAGGUAAAGCUUUUAUUAAUAUUUUAUAAUAAAUAUAUAAUUUUAAUACCGGUAAUGCUGUAGUCGAUAAGUUUGUAACAACGCGUAAUAACCACCUGUCAUUUAAACGAAAUCGUAACUCGGUCGUUUAUCGCCGAGCGGCCAAUGCGUAGUGUUUUUGUUUGUUCGCGUAAAAAAAAAAAAAAUGAAACCAAUUGAUUUUAAAAUAUAACCAUCAAUUACGUGAUGCUAUACCGAUAAUUGUUCGUGAUAAAAACACGUAAACGUAUAAAAUGUCCAUACGAAACAAACGAUAAAUCUUGAAAAGCGGUUUUAAAGUUUAAAAUAAAAUUAUGUAGGUACCUAAUGUAAUUAACAGAAAAUGUAUAUUUUGUUAUCUUAUAUUUCGUUGACGUUAUUUUUGUUUUUGUUUUUGUUUGUGUAGUUUGUAAUUAUUUAAAAAAAGUUACAGUUAUCUGAAGAAAACAAUACGGUCUUUAAACCUACCUUUUCGAUAAAAAGGUAGACAAAUUGGAGAGAGUGAUAAAACGUUUGCGAAAGUUGCUUUAUUGAGGCUUCAAAACGAUUUUAAAAAAAUAUCAUUAUAUAACGUUAAAUAAUUCACAAAUCAAAAUCAAUAACGAAAAACCAUAAACGAUUGAAACGGAUAACAGAUAACAUAUCAGUAAACAAUUCAAACAACUAACGUAACAGAAAAUGAUAAAUGAUUUAAACAUAACAGAUAGAAAACGAAAAUAUCACUAAUUUAUAUAGAUUAUGAUCAAUUUUUAAUUCAAUUAUUAAAUGGAAAAUGUUAAAUAACCAUUCAAUUUUACACGUUUAAUUAUGCAUAGCAUUUAACGCUUAAUUAAAAAAAAAAUCCUUUCGAACAAUACACGCUUAAGUCAAAUAAUAACAUGUAAACAUUAAAUUGUUGAUAACAUUAAAUUUUCUCAUAGCGGUAAACAAUAUUAUCGGAAAUGUAUCGCCGUAUCGGCAACCGAGUUUUAGGAUUAUCACUGGCUCAAAAUUAUCCCAAAAUAGAUCAAAUUUAGAUAAAUUCAAUUGAAACAAUUAUAAUUGUUCGUGGUCCACCGGAUAGCUCGCCGGUUCAAUCCGGGCUUGUUGGUUUUGUAUAUUCAGUACCGAAUUGUGAGUAAAACCAGUCAGACCAACCGAGUUAUAAUUUGAAGCGGCUCAACUCUGAAUAUCCGAUAAACUUUUCUUCAAAUCAUUUAAUUUACGUGUUUUAUCGUUAAGUUUACAAAUAGCCAAAUACUUAUAGAUUUCUACAAAAUGAAAAUAAUACAAGUAACCAAAUCGAUUGUUGUUAUUUUUAGAUAGUAUUAUUGACAACGUUUAUUUUGAAUGGUGUAUAAAAUCAUACAAUGAUUAUUGAUAACUGAAGCUGUCCCGCUUGGCGAUCAGCGUUGACGUGCCUAAAGAAAUAAUCAACAAAUUAUUAUUAUGCUAUGAUAAUAAUAUGAUUCUUGCAUGGGUUAUUUUAUUAUUUAUUUGUUUUAAUUUUUUUAUUAUUAUUAUUAUUAUAUUCCAUCCGUAUCCCCGAGGUUGCCAAAUAAAUUAACUAAAAUUAUUCGAUUUUCGUUUCCGAAAUACCGAUAACACUGCGUCAAUGCCCGUCCCUCUUUAAGGUUAAAUACGGGAAGAGAAAGUAGGGCAAAUUAUUAGUUAUUUCUAGUAUAAAACUACGAUGCUUUAAAACAAAAAUGUAUGAUAAUAUAUUUUAAUAUUAUAGAUUUAACAUUAUAGAUAAAUACGUUAUUUUCGGGUAGUUAAUUUUAUAUUUAUUAUUUUUUUUUUUUUAAUUCGUUUUGACUCCGCGUAAAGUAGGUAACAAAUUAUUUUUAUUAAAAUAAUAAUAAACAGGGUGUAACAAGACUAUUUGUUAUUUUCACAUUGUAAUUACAUGUAAAAAUUUCAAAUAGUCUAGUUAUACCUUGUAUAGAAGAAUAAAAAUGAAUCGGUUAUUUUCCAGAGACUGAAUAAUAUUCGUUAUUUUUUCCUCUUAUAAUGUUUAAUAAGUAUCUACCUAAAUGUAAUAUUUAUCACACUAAUAAAUUACAUUUUUGAAUGAAUAAAGAUUUUUUUUUAAAUACCUAUCUAUUAAUUUGUUUUUCGUUAUAAUAACAGUGCACGAAAUAUUUUUUAUUACAAACGCGACCACAAUUCUGUGAAACGAAUUGGAAAAAAAUAUUACCACGUGCGGAGCAAUGUCUAAGGAAAUCCAAAUCAAUUAUUUUCAGUAACGAAUUGUUUUUAUGCAGUACCUAUUUUUUUUUUUUUUAUUUCCUUAACUUGUCAAAAAAAAAAAUGAACAAAUUCAUAUCAAAAUUCAUUACAGUAGUGGAUAGAUAAUAUAAAUAAAACGAAAGACCCAUUUGCUUGUUAGGCCUAGCCAGUUAAAUGACCUGUUAACUACAUGCUCAGAUAAAAAAAAAACCUAGGUAACUUUUGAUUAAAAUAUUAUGAUUCUAUCAAUAAUUAUAUAUUUGUUCCAACAUUAAGUACCUAAGCUAUCGUUAAAAAACUAAAGAUCUAAAAAUACAUUAAUUGGUAUCAAUCACAUCGUUAAUAUGAAUAUAUCGCCAUCUUCAGUCAAUCAAUUGUUAUCAUUACAAUUUUAAUCUAAAUUAUUUUGUUGUCAUUUUUUUUUUUUUUUUUUUUGAUACGUUACAAAAUAAGUAAUACGUAUUUCUUUCAAAUAACAUAAUAAUACUUACUAACUUGGCAAUGAUGACUUACCUAUUUACCUAAAAGCUAAAAUAAAACAAUUACUUUUUGAAAUUAUAAGUAGGUAAAAUCGUACCUACUAAAUGUGCAAUAUACUUAACAAUAUAAUCUGAUUACAUCAAAACUCACUCAAAGUUAAAUUUAUUGGCUGAUUAAAUAUAUCGGAUUUAUUAGUUCGUGAUUAAUGUUAAGUUAAAAUUUUAACCAAAUGAUAGUAAAAUAACAUUAUCUUGAUUGGUGAUUAAUAAAACGGGCUUCAAGCUUCGAAAUAAUAUUGAAACUUUAUUUCACCGUCAAACUAAUACUAAAAGUAUGCGAGUUUUAUAUAAAUAAAUAUUAGCUUGAUUUAUAAAAAGUUAGGAUAUUUUAUUAUGAUUGCAAUAUUUCCAAAUUUUGGUAAAAUCCCGUACAUUUGCGUGAACAUAAUAAUUAAUAGUUAAUAAUAAUAAUAACAAAAUUAUCUAACUUAUACUAUGUGCAUUUCUAGCGAUCAAAAGAAUUUGCUGAUGAAAAACUUAUCCGAAAUAAACGAUGUACGGGGCGAGGUAUUGAAAUACGAACAAACAUUGAACAGGGAACGUUUGAAAUGUCGAGCUCUGGAAGAAAUGUUACUAAAACCCACGAACGUGCACCAUUGGAGACUUUUAAAAGUAAUUUGCAUAACUAUAAUACGGUGUUUUCGUCACGAAUGACAGUUUCCCGACGAUAAUGGCAAAACCAUCUGCCCCGGAGCUAUAGGUGCCAUUUCGGGUUUUUGCGCCCGGAUUUCUUCCGAUUCCCGGGGAUGAUUAAAAUCAAAUAAUUUGCAUAGCAAUUUACGGUGUACAUUUCAAAAACCAAGUAUAAAGGAUGUUCAUGGAACAGUAUAGUGAUAGAAUAAAAAAUGUACUGGGGGUUUCUUCUACACUGAAGCUAUUUUUUAAAACGACUAAUACAAUAUUGAUUUCAAAAAAAUUUGUAGUUUUAUACGUGAGUAAUAUUUGAAUGUUGAUUUUAAAAUUAAUCUGAUUACAUUCCGGAAAAUUAAAAAGAAAAAAAAUGAUAAUUCAAACGAGAGUGGUAAAUUUAAAUCCUACACUUUUGACGAUAUUAUUUCAUUAACAAAAUACAGUUACGUUAAAUAUCUGACAACUGAAUUAAAAUACACGGUAUUUAGUAGUAUUCGUAAGUUGCAGAAACCGCACAACAAUUUGAAUUUGUGUAUUAAUAUAAAAAUUGUAUUAUAAUAUUUCUAAAAACUGCAUAACUAUAAAUACUAUUGAUAAUAUAUUAAUAUGCCGAUGGUCGCGUUUAUAACGUAAAUAACGGAAUAUAAUGGACUGAAGUAUUAUGAUAGUCCAUUGGUACUAUUACUUUAUCUACUAAAUAUAUUUUAUAUGUAUGAUAAUAAUUAACAUAACUAAAUAUUAAAACCAACAAUGUACUAUUUUUUUUUUUUCGAGAAAACCGAAACUACCAAGAAACUUCAAAUAAAUACAUAAAAAAAAAGUUCAUGGGGGGGAUAUGACACCCUCAUCCCACGCCCGUGAACACGCCCCUGCAACGCUCACAACAGCACACCAAUCACAAUAACCAUAUUAAUAUUUUGGCGGAAUGUUAUUAGAAGUAUAUAUUUAAGAAAAACAAAUAUUUUAAAAUAAAUGGGUAUUUGCAUGUUGCGCAGUGUUAGUAUUUUAUCAAAACAAAAUGUAUGCAAAUACCUAUUAUCAUAUAUUAAAUUUUUUUUUUUUUCGGAAAUUUCCUACAGUCGUUUACUACUUGGAUUUAUAUGCUCGUGAUACAUAAUCAAUUAUACAGAAUAAAGUACAAUUAUAAUCGUUGUAUCUAUAGUUCAAAGCCGUCCAUCAUAAAUACUAAGAUCCUUUAUAACGCCUUGUCAACGUGUUUAAUACUUAAUUUGAAUAUUAUAAUAUAAUAUUAACAUAUUAGUAUCUCCUCCUAUUCCAGAAUACUGACCCACCGGCUUACGAAAUGACGGUCAAAGUGAGGAUCCUUCAAAAACGUUUACUCGAACAAUGCACCAAAGUAUUUGACAAGAAUCUGCAAGUACAAGAGAUACAAACACGAUACGAAAAACUCAAAGAUGAAUUCGUUAAGCUGCCGGGUACAGAUGUAUUCAAAGAAAUGAACAAUAUCAAAAGAACGUUGUUGAAAAAAGAAGACAAAAUGAGGGUAAAUUGGUUUGAGUCAUUUUCGGUUCAAUUAUUAUGGAAUAAAAAUAUUUGUAAAAACACACAUAUAUACUUAUAUACAUUUUAUUUGUCCAUAUUUAUUCCAACCAAAUUAUUAUAUUUAGAGGUUAUCCGGAGAAUUGAUCAUCAGUCAGCAAACAGCGAAGGAAUACAUGUUUAAUUUGGAAAGAACGAAAAGAGAAUUAAACGAAUUCAAAAAUAAAUAUUUCGAAAUGGUAAUUGAUUUUUGUUUGAUAUAGGUACUUUAAUAUAUUUUGACUUCAUAUAUUUUUAUUCCAAGAAAUUCUGCCCAUUUUAUACAUAAAAAAUAUACAUUUUUUUCUCUCUUAAAUAUAUCAUGAAUAAUAUUAUAAGAUGGGGUAGUUUUAACAUAAAUCAGGCUAAUGUCUGCUAAGUUUAAAAAGUUCUUUUUUCUUUUCUGAACUUUUUAAUCACGUGCAAUUUUUUAUUUUCACAAUUUAAUUAUUUUUCUUUCCUUUCUCAUCCACAUAACAGAGUAAACUUUUGAUUUUUAAACCAUAAAUCACUAUAUUAAUUAAUUUAAACUCAAUUGAAAUAUUAAUGAAUUAUCGUAAUAAUUAUAUGCUAAACCAAGCGUGUAUCAAAAAUAUUGCUAGAUGAAACAAUUUAGUCAAAUAUAAUAUACUAUUAUUUUAAUCAACGUACCUAUUGGAAUUUGAUGUAUUAUUUUAUUUGUAAAAACCAGUGGUUCUUAACCUGUUUUGUAUGACGACACCCUAAUUUCAGGAUCCGUAAAAAUUAAUGGAAUUUAAAUGACACACACAACGCUCACAACACGGUGAUUACGACUGAGAACAUGUUUAUUUACGUACCUACGCGUAAUGCCUAUUUUCUAGUUUUUCUAUCUGUUGGUUUUACCAAUAUACCAGGGAGUGGCUGUAGUACUUUCAAUGUGAAGCAAACGGAAGGGCAAACUUCAGUAUGUGUAGUUAGAGAAAAAACAAUACUAUGCAAUUUAUUGUAGUUUUAAAGUGGGUAUUAAUGAUAAGUGAUAAUAUUAUUAUCAUGAUAACAAAUUACGAUUUAAUAUUGAAUAAUAAAAUAAUAAUAUAAUAUUUAACCACAGUACUGUAUAUAUAAAUUUGAAGUUUAAUUUUAAUAUUUCAUUAUUAUUUUAUAAUAAAUUAUAUAAAUUAUUUUAUUUUUUAGUAAAAUUGUAUUUGUGAUUUAGUCAAUCGUUUACCAACGAUUUUUAUAUUAUUCGUAUGAUAUUUCUAUGAUUUAUGAUAUUUUUAUUUUAUUUAUGGUCAGACUUUUGCCUUUUUGGAUACUUAAUUAUCACGACUAAGCAAUUAUAUGUUAGUGUACAUAUACUCUGUACAUACUCUAUGAUUUUAGCAUACCAUAAUAAUAAUGUCGUAUUUAUAUUAUACUUUGAAAACGUACAGUAUAAAGCCUAAGGCCGUGGUAUAAGCUAUGAAGUCGUAUAAGCAAUCAUAAAUAAACAAUUUUUUUGGCAACACACAUCAGGGUAAUACGCGACACACUAGUUAAGAACCGCUGGUAUAGAUGACACUAAUAAUAGUAAUAAUAAUCAAUACGUGUAGAUGAUUCGUAACAGAACAAAACGGAUAUUUUUUUUGUGUACUAUCGAUAAAGUAUAUUACGUUUGUAUAACUGUUUCAGAAAGGUAUCAUCGCAAAAAUCAAAACCAAAAAUAAAAACAUAACAUCUUCAAAUAAACCUGCAAACAUGGUUUCUACGAGUUAUGGAUUUUCAGACAUGGCAAUAUAA